Messenger RNA from Cimex lectularius (bed bug), 2470 nucleotides. RefSeq names its product homeotic protein Sex combs reduced-like. The record is from RefSeq and is a predicted model, not a curated record. Gene Ontology annotation, biological process: regulation of transcription by RNA polymerase II; anterior/posterior pattern specification. Bases 114 to 1085 code for a protein of 323 amino acids. Lineage: Eukaryota; Metazoa; Arthropoda; Insecta; Hemiptera; Cimicidae. Gene Ontology annotation, cellular component: nucleus. Gene Ontology annotation, molecular function: DNA-binding transcription factor activity, RNA polymerase II-specific; RNA polymerase II cis-regulatory region sequence-specific DNA binding. The transcript is spliced from 2 exons.
CACGUUUUGACGGACGAGUACAACGGGAGCGUUCUUGCCGUGAGGUCCACAAAUGUGUCGCGAGUGAGAAUCGUUUUGUCGAAACCGUGAAUCACCAACGUUUUGAGAGGACGAUGAGUUCCUAUCAGUUCGUCAAUUCGUUGGCGUCUUGCUACCAACAGCAGGGCGGUCAGCGGUCCGGAGCAUCGCCUGUCGACCACCCUCAGAGCCCUGCCGGAGAUUACUACCCGAACGUCAACUAUCCGGCGGGAUGUUACUCGCCGCAGCAGUACCCAGCGCAGUACAUGCAGCAGAGCCCAGGCGGCAUGAUGGACUACACACAGCUGCACAGCGCACAGCACCAGCGGCUGGCGUCUCACCUGCAACCGCUGCACGGCGUCCCGUCGCCGGGGGCGGUCUCGCCGAUCCUAAACAACAACAAUCCCUCGGUGACGAAUCUGAGCGGUUCGACGUCGUGCAAGUUCGCGGACUCGACGACCUCAGGGGCGAACGGGAUCUCCUCGCCACAGGAUCUGACGACUUCCUCCGCCCCCGGGGGCAGGACCAGCCCGCCGCUGGGUAAGACUUCGUUGCAUUCCCCGUCCAACCCGACCUCCAGGACGCCUACGGCUCCUCUGCCGACUUCUCAGAGCUCGUCCUCGCCCGCCUCUUCGACCUCCUCUUCUUCGUCGACACCUGGAGCUCCGGGCGCCGGGGGUGGCAACGGCACUUCGGGAUCCGCCGGAGGGAAACCCACACCUGGAAAUCCACCACAGAUUUACCCUUGGAUGAAACGAGUUCACCUCGGACAAAGCACAGUGAACGCGAACGGGGAGACGAAACGACAAAGGACGUCGUACACACGUUACCAGACGCUGGAGCUGGAGAAGGAGUUUCACUUCAACAGGUACCUGACCAGGCGGAGGAGGAUAGAAAUCGCCCACGCCCUUUGCCUGACAGAGAGGCAAAUAAAAAUCUGGUUCCAAAACCGAAGGAUGAAGUGGAAGAAGGAGCACAAGAUGGCGAGCAUGAACGUCAUCCCAUACCACUACCACAUGUCCCAGCCCUACGGGAACCCGUACCAAUUCACCCAUCUGACCACCUAACUAGCUUCUGUGGUGCCGGGCAGUCAUGAGAUCUGGCAAGAACGCUACGAGUGAUUUGAUGUCGGUAGAUCUCACGGCGACCGAGCACCCGUCAAAAUAAACUGACAACAGACUGUGAUCGUCAUCGAAAAGUGCGCAGUGACAUGUGUGUGACGCUACCUCUAUUGAUGAAACAAAUAAAAAAAUUGAACAAUAUUAAAAAAAACGGACUUUCUUCAACAAAUGAAAGGUUUUUCUCAAAACCAAGAAGACUUGCGUUUCAAAUGCAAACUGUUUUAAUUAUUAUAUCGAUGUACUUCUCAGUAUUGAUAUUAUUUAGCAAUAACUUCUGAUUAGACAUGCAUCGUGUACAGAGUUUUUUGAAAAAUAUUUUACGAACUACCUUAUUGUAUUUUAAUAAUAAAAAAAGGGAAAACACAAUGAGAUUAAUAAAAUAACACUAAUAGUGUCUAAGGUAGAGAGUAGAAGCGAUUUUAUUUUGACAAGUGCAAUAUAUUUGAUAGCCUUCUGAUAAGGAAGACACCUUUGAGUUCUCUACUUUCCUAAUUGUAAAUAAUCUUUCAAAACAAAUAAAAGUGUAAUAUAGAUGUUGAUCUUGUUGUUCCAUUUUUUUUGUGUUUCACUAUUUGUGAGUAUAUAAAUAUAUAAUAUAAUAAUUAUAUAGCCUAAUUGUGACUGAGGAACAUAACCGUAAUGCCAGUGAGUGUGUAAAUUGAUUUCCUUUUGUGUAAAAUUUAUAUACCUGUAUUAUAUAUUAUAUAUGCGAUAUUUUUCUUUAUCUCAUUUUAUUUUUGUUCGUUGUUCCGGUUUUGACGUAGUCAUUGUUAUUUGUUAUUAUUUGUACGAAUUAUUUACACGUACUGAAUUCCAAGUUAUCAAGAGUUUUUGAAACAAUCAUCUUUUCUUUGAAGAAUGUAUAUGUUUCCAAUUUGUGAAUCGAACAAAUUCGGAGUCACACAGGGAUUAUGGUUUAGUUUAGAAACACCGUGUAGUAUAUGUAUAUGUGUAUUAUUAUUGUUCAUUUUAUUUAAAUUACAAUUAAAAAAAGAAAAAUGGAUCAGUUUUUUUCAUUAAAAAAAGAGCAUCUCGUUGUUUCCUAGUUUGUCGAAUAAAUUAUACGAUAAAACUGUUUUAACAGGAAUUUGUGGCAUUCUCACUUUUUGGAACCAAGACGUUCUCAGGGUGCACCGCCGUGUGCGAGAGGCUAAAAAUAAAAAUUUAUGAUCGAAUCAGGAAAUCGGCUUUGUUUAAACACAGUCGAGGCUUAGGCGACGGCGUGUGUUCCCGACACAAGUUACUGUACGGAUCUAUUGUCUUUUACUCAAACUGAAAACCGCUCCAAUAUUUACUGUAUGAAGGGUUAAAUAAACAGAUAAUAUACACAA